Amoebophrya sp. A25 is the source of this 1390-nucleotide messenger RNA. The record is from the annotation of a GenBank genome assembly. Lineage: Eukaryota; Dinophyceae; Syndiniales; Amoebophryaceae.
GCGUAGAGGGGGACGAGGAUGGAAUCCAUGUCGGAACCUUUGCAGCUGCAUUUGCAAUUACGGCUGUGCUCGUCAUGGUUCACUAAGUAUUGAAGAUAUUAUCCGAGUAAGUACUUCUUAAGGUCGUUGGAGAUAUCUAGGCCGUUGAUAAAGUCCUCGCGAUGACGCCCCUUCCUAUUACUGGGAGAUCGGUUUUUGUUAUCGUUCCUCCUGUUUGUCGCCUCAACAUCUUCAGGGUUUGCGCUUCCUCUACUUGCUUGGAAAUUACUCAAAAAGUCUUUCUGAUGGAUUCUCAUCUUUCGACGCUUUCGCUUCUAAUCUGAGUGGCGAUGCUGCAUUUUCUGUUUCAUAGUACCGGUUUUGCUCCUGAUCACAUCCUCAAUCCUCUACUGUCUCGACUUCUGGACGGUAGAGGGCGUGUGGCGCAAAGUCACUUUCACCCCAGAUGGAGAGCAUCCGCCGAUGUUAUGGAAGUAUGAACAGUAAUUGCUCUUCUUUUUUUAAGGCUUCCCCUAAUCCAUCUUCUGAAGCAUCGCAGACCUGUCCCACAAGGGGAAAAUAGGUCUAAGAUGAAUCUUGCGAUGGAUAAGGGUGAGCACUAAUUUUUAGAUGAAGGUACUUACAAAUACAAUUCAACUGAAAGGUUUUAGAAGGUACAAUUCGACUGAAAGGCCUCAAAACAACUACUUGGCCACGUAGAGUUAGCGAGGGCACAUGAUAUGAUAUGACAUCCUGCUCCAUUGUAGUUACGGAAGCUUUCUCGAUGUUCUCAGCUAGAGGUAGAUUAUACGGUCUCGUCUAACCUCAGCGGGAACUUGUGGAUGGUGCGACACGGAUUUGGCGAUGGAGGCUGUGCAUGGUUUGCUACAAGAAGCCUGUGGUAUAAUCGAAAUCCGACAAUGGAAGCAUCCGGAUGAAUUAGUUGAGGACACGGCGCAGUUGGCCCAGCUAUUCAUAGACGCAAUGAAAGAGCAGGAGUACAAUUUCUUAACAAGAAAAACUAGCUAUUCAAAGAUGCAAUCAAGGAGCAAGAGUACUACUUCUUCCCAUGAAAAACUAGCAAUUCAUAGAUGCAAUAAAAGAGCAGAGGUACUACUAUAUUUACAACUCAUUCAACAUCAAAGACCUUACAAAAGCAAGAAGAAGCAAUUGAUUUUAGGGUACCAUUAAAAUUAAUGUUAAAGAUACAUGAGCAGUACAAGUAGGUGUGCUUGAGCUUUACGUAGAAGCGUAUUUUUUACAAAGGCACAAGAAAUUUGUACUUGGAACAAGAAACGAACUGAAUUCUGAUAUGAUCAAACCAAUGUACAACAACAUUUCAGCACCAAGACUGGUAAAUUCCGCUAUGAGAGGGUGGAAACGAUAUUCGCGGAUCAAUGUCCGGCAGUAG